Messenger RNA from Osmia bicornis bicornis, 1995 nucleotides. It is a transcript of the gene Coq6, whose product is annotated as ubiquinone biosynthesis monooxygenase COQ6, mitochondrial. NCBI's taxonomy places the organism in Eukaryota, Metazoa, Arthropoda, Insecta, Hymenoptera, Megachilidae. Gene Ontology annotation, molecular function: 2-octaprenyl-6-methoxyphenol hydroxylase activity; FAD binding; oxidoreductase activity, acting on paired donors, with incorporation or reduction of molecular oxygen, NAD(P)H as one donor, and incorporation of one atom of oxygen. Gene Ontology annotation, cellular component: mitochondrion. The transcript has 8 exons. The record is from RefSeq and is a predicted model, not a curated record. The coding region runs from base 474 to 1907 and encodes 477 amino acids. Gene Ontology annotation, biological process: ubiquinone biosynthetic process.
GCCACGGUAACCCCUGCCUGUCGUAAGAGGCGACUAAAAGGGGGAUGUAAAGGAGCGAGCGAGAACUAAAAGCGUAAGAAAGAAUGUAAGUAAAAGAGCGAUUAGCGUAAGCAUAAAGAAGUUUCAAAAUUGCGCGGGAGAGUGUUGGCCGUAGUGCCAACCCCCUAGGCGCGUUACCGACAGAGUUCGUUGGACAAAAAGGGACGGUAAAGUCCUUAAAGAACACCGCCCGGAGGAAAUGGGAUGCAAAAAUGCAAAACUAAUGCAUAAAUGGGAUGCAAAAACUAAUUAUUUGACACAUUUUCUUCAUUAUCGACCUCGACCCCGGUCGGUAAAAUUUCGGAAAGUCGGUCGGUAAGUUGUUGAGUAGUUUCAGCCAGUUUCGUAUAGAUGGCGCUAAGGUCGAAAACCGAAAGUACCCCUUCUCCUACAACUUCCAAUGACAUUCACUGGCGCGCUUCUGCAGCAUUAAAAUGGCGAGUUUGAUUAAAGCAGUGACAUACUGCGAUAUUUUAACUCCAAUUUUAAGACAACAGAAAUGCGUAAUUCCCAUUGCAACAACAUUAACGCGACAUUGUUCUACAGCUACUCAAAAUGAUGAAAACUACGAUAUUAUUAUUUGCGGCGGUGGUAUGGUGGGAACAACACUUUUAUGCGCCUUAGCGAAUAAUAGAAGACUCGAAAAUAAAAAUAUUCUCUUAUUAGAAGGUAGUAAAAAGUUUGAAUACACACUUCCAGAAAAAUAUUCUAAUCGUGUGGUUGCUUUAAAUCAACAAACACGUACUUUACUUUCGAGCAUAGGAGCUUGGCAACAUAUAGAAGCAACACGAUAUUGUGCAGUACGAAAAAUGCAGGUAUGGGAUGCCUGUUCUGAUGCCAUGAUUGUAUUCAAUGAAGAUCACUUGGCUGAAGAAAUUGCUUAUAUAGUAGAAAAUGACUUACUAUUACAUGGAGUAAAUAAGCAGUUGACAGAAAAGGAAAAUGUGAACGUGAUUUAUGACUCUAAGGUUGAAAAUAUCAAAUUACCUGAAAAAGAAGGAGAUAAUGCAGAAGUACAAUUACAAAAUGGCAAAAAGUAUAAAACAAAGUUAUUGAUUGGAGCAGAUGGUGUAAACUCAUUGGUACGAAAAGUAAUGGGAGUACAGUAUGUGAAAUGGGAUUACGAUCAAAUGGCUAUAGUUGCAACACUUGAACUGUCAGAGCCUACAGAAAAUAUUGUUGCAUGGCAGAGGUUCUUACCAAAUGGUCCAAUAGCAUUACUCCCAUUAACAGAUAGUCUGAGUUCUCUCGUAUGGUCGCUACCAACAGAUGAAGCCAAAAGGCUGUUAAAAGUUUCAGAAGAGGAAUUUGUUGAUAGUAUAAACAGUGCUUUAUGGAAGGUUUAUCCAAAAGAUGGUAUGGUUGAAAGUGGUUUGCGUGCACUUCAGCAAUUACUUGAUGGAUUAUCUUUACAAACUGGUGUAAUAAGACAGUUACAACCAUCAAUAUCAGAUGUCAUAGAAGGAUCACGGGCAGCUUUUCCAUUACACUUUGGUCACUCUGUGUCUUAUGUACGACCAGGAACUGUUUUAGUAGGAGAUGCAGCACAUAGAGUUCAUCCAUUAGCUGGGCAAGGAGUAAAUUUAGGUUUUGGAGAUGUAACACUAUUGGUUACACUUCUUGCAGAAGCUGCUAUGAAUGGAGCUCCUUUGGGAGACAUAACAUACUUAAGAAAAUACGAAACGUUGCGACAACGCUAUAAUGUUCCAAUAAUGCUUGCUAUUGACGCACUACAUAGAUUAUAUAAAGGAACAGCAGCCCCUAUUGUGCUAGUUAGAAGUUUGGGAUUGCAAUUAACAAAUGCUAUUCCAGCUUUAAAGAAAGUUCUAAUAGGACAUGCAUCUGGUCAAGCAGGAAAUUUAUGUUAAUAAUUUAUGUAAAUAUUUUUGUAUUAUAGUAUACAUAUAUAUAUAUACUAAUCACUGCUGAAAUAAAAGUUAAGAUCAUGAUCAUUUA